Zygotorulaspora mrakii is the source of this 837-nucleotide messenger RNA. RefSeq names its product Cal4p (gene CAL4). The coding region runs from base 1 to 837 and encodes 278 amino acids. Lineage: Eukaryota; Fungi; Ascomycota; Saccharomycetes; Saccharomycetales; Saccharomycetaceae. The transcript has a single exon. The record is from RefSeq and is a predicted model, not a curated record.
AUGAGCAACACAAUCGACGGAUCGCAAGCGAUGUCUAACGAUAGUGCCAAUGAUACCGUGUUCCAAGACUGUAUUUCAAGAAUGGAUGAGAAACUCGAGGAAGAGUUUGCCACAUGUACUUCGCUGGAGCAAAAGAGGAAUUUUCUGUUGUCUCUGGAGAUAUCGUCAUUCAUUGAGAGUACUGUACAAUUCAUAAUUGUGAUCAUACACCUAAUACAGUACUUGUCAUGGCAAGCCUUUUCGCCAUCGAAUAACAAUUCCAGUAACACAGAUGUGGGAAUUCCUACGGCACAAAAACUAGAUACGGUGAGAAGUCUGUUCCAAGAACACCUUGCUGAGUUGAAGGAAUCUUAUGAGAGACUCAAGCAAAAACAAGAGGGCGAACUGUCUAAUUCAACUUCUGCUCCAAAAUACAGGAAUAUCAUCAGUAGAGAGAGAGCACAGUUCUUAAUCUUACCGAACGAGACACUGGCGUCGGUGAUAAUCAGCAAUGCCCCACAGUUGGCAAUGCUCGUGCAUAACUGCACGAUUGGUUUUGCCAAUAUCUACGAUUUCCUGAAAAAAAUACCGUUGCAUACGCAAUAUAGACUAACUAAACCGCAGGUUGGCAUACUUCUGAAGGUUCUAGGCCAAGAGCUGAUACCCAGUUGGAAGGAGCAACUGGACCGACUGAACACAGCUAUUUUCAAACUCUUAGCUCAAACAGAACCUGUAACCAAGAAAUACAGAGAGGCCACAGGUGUUCAAGAUGCGGACCUUACUCAAAAUGAGACUUACAUGUCAUUUGUCACUUGGCUUAAUAACGAAAUGCUGCAGGAGUUGCGCUUAUCUGACUGA